Fusarium redolens is the source of this 4075-nucleotide messenger RNA. Its product is annotated as CHAT domain-containing protein. Gene Ontology annotation, molecular function: protein binding. Lineage: Eukaryota; Fungi; Ascomycota; Sordariomycetes; Hypocreales; Nectriaceae. The record is from RefSeq and is a predicted model, not a curated record. The transcript is spliced from 2 exons. Bases 95 to 4075 code for a protein of 1326 amino acids.
CUGCAAUCGAAGCGUGUUCCUUCAUCUUACUUUAUGUUUUACCUAUAUUUCCAAAUUAUCCUUCUAUUAUCGCAUAUUGCCAAAUUUUCUUGAAAUGGAUAAGAUUAUGCUUGAUGAAGACUUGUCUUGGUUGAGCGAUGCCAUUGACGUAGCUAUUCUACGGGCUAUAGAAAACCGUGUUUUUUUAAUUGGCAUUAUUGCAGAUUUACUACGAGACAUUCUGGACUAUUUCGAACUUACCAUGGAUCACAAGUAUCUAGAACAAGGCAUCAACCUUGGUAUCGCUGCCUUGCCUCAUAUGCAGGAUACAGAGCCCAAUCGACGCAGUAUCCUUACUGAUUUCGCCAAGCUUUACGUUCUACGAUAUGAAUGGUACGGGGAUAUAAAUGAUGUCGAUAAUGCUCUUUCAUAUUCGAGGAUGGCGCUUUCACCCUCACCACAAAGUUCUAUACCUGAUUACUCAGUGCACCACGACAUUGCCUUGUUGCUGUGGGAGAAGCACCUUGCCGUAGGCGGAGUGAACAUCUUGGACCUGUACAUACAAAGCUGCAAUGCCGUCUUGGACCAAGCCGACCCGGGAGAUCCUCAGAUUUCCCACUACAUGUCUAUGCGUGCUAUCGGGUUUGAAGCCAGAUUCGACCUUUCCAGUGACUUGGACGCUCUGCAAAAGGCGAUAUUCGAUUGCGAGGCAUCUCUCGAGAUCACCUCCAAGGAUGAUCCAGAGCGCCUUGAGCGAUUGCAGAAUCUCUGCAGUUGUCUCGGGCACAGGUUUGAAAAGUCAGGCACAGUCGCAGAGCUGGACAAAAUUAUUCAGGUUUGCGAGGAAGCAGAUAGCAUUUCGGCUUCUCACCAAAGGUUCCAAAUAGAAUGGAUUGAAGUUGCGCUGGGACGUUGGCUUAAGGAAAGGUAUUGGUUCACCUCCCAGCCUAGAGACUUGGACCGUGCUCUCAAGAUAUCGGAGAAAGCCCUGUUACUCACCCCCGACGCGCCAGGACCUCUGGCCAACCUGGGUUCGCUCCUUCGAUUACGUUUUCGCCGCUUGGGUGACAUGACUGAUAUAGACCGGUGUAUUGAGCUGACUAAGAGGGCGUGCUCAAUCAUUACGCCGGAGGAUCCCCUUGCAGCAGAUCUUUCAAACCUAUUGGCGACUGCCUAUGCUUCUCGUUUCAAUGCGAAAGGAGAUAUCACGGACUCGGAAAAUAGUGUCACGGAGAGCAGAAAGACCAUAGAGGUCAUGUCACCAGAUAACCCGCGUCAUCCAACCUCGAUGGAAAUCCUGGAGGAAGCUAUCACACUAAGCAGUGGCGUCUUGGACAAGAAAGCGUUCAGCAACCACGAUUGGCCACUUUGGCUAGCAGUACACGGGAAUCUUUUGGCUCUGCGGUUUCGGGCCCAGGGAAGCAUCGACGAUGUCCAAGAUGCUGUCCGCGUCACCACUGAGGCCGUCUCUGCAGAUAUAUUUUCGCAGUCGGCUACGCCAUACGUCCUUACCGCCAAUGCACAUUGUCUGCGAACGAGGUUUGAGAUAUCUGCAAGACUCGAGGACAUCGACCGCGCCAUCGAGCUGGCGAAUAAGGCAGUAGAGGUCACUCAGGAAAAGGCAUCAUCCAUGCCGGAUAGCCUGCUGACGCUCUCAACUUGUCCGUCUAAUCGGUCUGUUAUUACAGGUACUCUUGCUGAUCUUCAUCACGCCAUUGAGGCUGCCAAAUCGGCAGUGCAGUUGACCCCAACAGGCUCCAUCCACUGGGUCCCUCGCAUGGAACAACUUAGCCGAUGCUAUGCUUUCCGUCAUUGCCUCACGAGGUCGGCGAGUGAUCUGAAUGAGGCCAUUCGAACUAUUACCAUGGCUAUUGACGAAACACCCGACUACAGGCCUGAGAAACCUCGAUUAAUUUCAGUUAAGGCUACCCAUCUAUAUCAUCGUUCUUUGAUUGGAGGCAACAACAGCCGAAUAGAUCAAGAUGAAGCCUUGGAGCUCUUUCAACGCGCCCUGGAGUUACUACCUCAGGGUAGUGUUGAUCGAGUUCAAUCACUCAUCUUAUUUGGGUGUGCUCUUAUGGGUAGAUUCUUCGAGAGUCGAGCGAUAGCAGACGGCGAUCGCUCUAUCGAGACACUCCGCCAAAGCCUUUGCGAGAUGGAUUCGAAUGAUCCUUCUUUCACUGGGGUUCUCAAUAGCCUAGGUAUGUCCCUCAUAAUGCGAUUCGCGACGCAGCAAAAUUCUUCUCUCAAGGACUUGGAAGAUGCAGUCUCGUAUUUUACUCAGUGCUUCAGAAAUCACUAUGGCGAUGGCCAACAUAUCGAGCGAAUUCAGGGUGCUAUGGGAGCAGCUGACAUCUUGUGCUACCUGGGGAGACCGCAAGAGGCAACCGAAAUUCUUCAAGACGCCAUCGCUUCGCUUCCACUUGUGACGUCACAAUCCCUGCCACAGUUGGACCAGCAGAUCCUACUCAAAGGUGUGUCUGGUUUAGCAACCAGUGUAGCGGCUGUAGCACUGGAAGCUGGUGCCAGUGCUGCGGAAGCGCUGAUGCUACUGGAGCGAGGGCGUGGCAUUAUAGCCGGUCUCCUCAUGGGCCCGCAACCAGCCGACAUGGAGAUGCUCGAUGUUGAGACAGAUGCGGCCUUCAUGCAAGCUAGAGAGAGGCUCCAAACUCUAUCGGCGGGUGGAAGAUCAGUGCUGGAUCUCUUAGACAUGGAUGAGAGUUUAGCACGUUCUUCUCAUAUAUUACACUCCAAAGCUCUAAGGGAAGCUGAGGAAGAGUUACUAACGAUUGUGAGGCGUAUUCAAGAGAAUCCGAACACAAAAGGAUUCCUCAAACCACCUUCAGAGAGCGAGGUAUUACAGGUCUUGAACGACGACACAAUUGUAGUCGUCAAUGAGGACAAUUUACGGUGCGAUGCUCUAAUUCUGAGCCAAUCAGUAGGAACUAGGCUCGUUCCGCUGAAGAAGCUACACUCGCUUGACGUCCGAACUCGCCUGGAUGGGCUCACAAGCUCGCGUCCCUAUACUGAGCCGACAUUACUAGAAUGGCUUUGGGACGUUAUUGCCCAGCCUGUUCUGAAUGAGUUGGGAUUCUGUGAGCCGUCGUCUGAUGGACAUCCUCCACGCAUCUCCUGGAUAAUGACUGGAUCUUUGCAUCCAUUUCCAAUCCAUGCAGCAGGUCUCCAUAUAAACGGCUCCAGAAAUACAGUAAUAGACAGAGUUAUGUCCUCGUGUGCUUCUUCCCUCAGAAGCUUCGUGUCUGGCAGGAGCAAAAGUGUUGAGCCACUGGAAGUCAGUCAGACUAAACAGGCUCUUCUGGUGAGCAUGAGGCAGACCCCCUUCCGUCCAAACCUACCCGAUCUGCCGUUAGCCGUGGAAGAGAUCGACAAGCUGGAGACCCUAACGUCGAAGCUGGGUCUGGAAACCAUCCGACUGGACUGUCCGGACCGCACAACGCUCCUGAAGCAUUUGGAGUCGUGUACCUUCUUUCACUUCGCUGGUCAUGGAGAAUCAGACCCGCUUGACCCUUCAUGUAGUGGACUGAUGCUCAAGGAUAGCCUUAUCACCGUCAACGACCUGCAAGGUGGACUGCAAGGCCAGAGUAAUCUCGUCCAGCAUGAUGCCUUUCUCAGCUACCUAUCUGCUUGCUUGACAGGCGCAAACGAUGCAGUAGGCCUUGAAGACGAGAAUAUUCAUACCAUCGGAGCAUUCCAGCUGAGUGGUUUCCGUCACGUCAUUGGUGCUCAGCUGCAGGUCUUCGACGCCACCUGUUCACUCGUGGCUGAGUCAGUGUAUAAAAACUUGACAUCUAAUCCUCUAACAGACCUCGCAGUUUGUGCCUCACUACACUUUGCGGUCAAACAAGCUCGCGAUGCAUGGUUGAGUGGCCUAUCUGGAACGACUGAGACACGUGAACCGCCUUCAGAAACCUCAGAGGAGUGUAAAGCGAAGAGUCUAGAUAAGUUGACUUGGAUUUUGGAUAACCAGAGUUUCAAAAUGCUUAUUAGUCGGAAUGGGCGUUUGAACUUGCAGAGGAAGCAACCAUCGAAGCAUAAAAAAGCUGAGUGGAUUUCUUAUGUGCAUUAUGGGCCCUAA